CUACGCGGCAGUGUUAACUGAAACAGAAGCGAUUGUUGUGAAAACUUUACAGUGCAGUGUGCUGGAUAUUAGGUAGUUUGUUUGUGAAUUGGACGAGUGAAGGAAAAUAUAAGAUGAGUUAUACAAGUGUGCCAACUGGAAAGAAGUGCACGUGAAUGUUCGAAAAAGUAGUGAGUGUUUGCGGGUUCUGGGACACGCCAUGUUCACCGGCAUUCGGCAGUGGUCGACGCAGUUCGAUAACACGACCUUGGAGCCCAGUGACGUCACAACAUGGCGCCCACCUUGGCUCUGCCACUUGGACAACUCCACGCUGGACUGUGGGGUUGGGGAGGGAGCGGGACUGUUGUGCCAACCAACAGCAGGAAGACAUCUCGACUGUACAGGAGACAGUAUGGACCAAGUUUUACAUCUAGUGCUAGUUCCUGGGUUGAAUUUGUCCAAAUUGUGGUUGUACCUGCCUGCGAUAAACUCUUCUCAUGUACAUUGUGAUCUCAACGACCCCGGGGAUUAUACGUGUUAUUGGGACAACUACUCGGGGUCUGGGGCCAACCCGCAUUACGAAUGGAGUUUCUUGUUCGUCCUAGUCUUCAUAGUUGCUGGUGGUAUUGGCAACAUUUUGGUGUGUCUCGCAGUAUGUUUAGACAGAAGGUUACAAAAUGUUACCAACUACUUCUUGCUCUCGCUUGCCAUCGCUGAUCUGCUGGUCAGCCUCUUCGUCAUGCCUUUGGGAGCGAUUCCUGGAUUUUUAGGGUACUGGCCGUUGGGCGUGGUGUGGUGCAACGUUUACGUGACCUGCGACGUGUUGGCGUGUUCCUCCAGCAUCAUGCACAUGUGCUUCAUCAGUCUAGGCAGGUACCUCGGGAUCCGCAACCCACUCAAGACCCGCCACACGUACUCUACCAAAAGACUGGUUGGUAUCAAGAUAGCUCUCGUCUGGGCGCUCUCGAUGCUGGUGUCCAGUUCUAUCACAUUACUAGGUCUGCACGAUCCUCUCAACAUAAUGCCGGAGCCACAAGUCUGCGCCAUUAACAACCGCACGUUCUGGGUGUUCGGCUCUCUCGUGGCCUUCUACAUCCCCAUGGUCACGAUGGUGGUGACGUACGCCCUCACAGUCCAGCUGCUGAGACGGAAAGCACGCUUUGUGGCCCAGCAGCCCGGAGAAGACUCUGAACUCUUCAGGAGACUCGGAGGCCGCUUCCAGAAGACGCCUGACAGACAUCAACGCUCCAUGAGCACCUCACACAAGCUGAUCUACAAGACUCCGGGACAGUCGGAUAGCAACCGACACUCCAACUCCAUGAGAGCAAUGAGCAGCUCCCAGCCGGCUCUGAGCUAUGCCAACGGAGGUGGAGCUAGGGGUGAAAUGGGAUCCGUGGACCAAGGGACUCAGACACCCGACAACAUCAGUCGAGAGACCCGCCAUAGUCGGCCUAGGACACUCCGGCUCCCGCUAAAUGUAGCGCCUACAGCCCUCAACCUCAGGUUCCUGGGCAACCGGAGCAAGCGGCAAUCGUUGGCGGCCAACGCAGUCGCCACAGAGCAGAAGGCCUCCAAGGUCCUGGGGCUGGUGUUCUUCACCUUCGUCUUCUGCUGGGCGCCGUUCUUCGUCCUGAACAUCCUUUUCGCCGCGUGUCCUGAGUGUCCUGUGCCUGAACACGUGGUCAACAUAUGCCUGUGGCUUGGCUACGUCAGCUCCACCAUCAACCCAAUCAUCUACACAAUCUUCAACAGGACUUUUAGAAACGCAUUUAUCAGGUUACUGAAGUGCCAUUGCAGCAGACUCGGAAGAUCUUCGAGGUUCAGGUCCAUGAACGAACAUCGUGUAACGACUCCAUCCUCGGCUAUUUCCGGAGCGGCUGCGCUUCCUCUGUCUCUGUCACUCCAGGCGACUCCCCUCAUCACCCCAUCCCCUGGCUCGUGGUCAACCCCUUCCCCUUCCACAGCCAUCUCCGCGGUGGCCACACUUCCCCUUUCUCUCAUCUCCCCAGCCACCAACAACUCCUUCAUGGUCAGUCGGAGCACCUCCAGCAACUACCAGGAGUCACUAAACUUCAAUGAGACUUUCUAAACAGGGUACUUCUUCCAAUAAUCAGCUGUAGAUAUCAAAGUAAACAUCUAUAAAAGUCCAUGUUGGUAAGUCAGGAUUGGAAUCAGAAAGUGCACUGUCGUUGAAUUUACUUUUUGGGUUUUUAAAGUGACUGUGAGGAGGCAGUAAUCCAUCAGUUGUCUUUUUGAAUUGUAAUUUAAAUUAAGUAAUUGCAGACAUAUAAUUUCGCCUUUUGUGGAGCAGAAGCUUUCUUUUAAAAUUUGACGUACAUUAUCAAAUCAUUACAUCGUUGACAUUGGUGAUAGAUGUCUACUUUGUAUCUAUGACUAUUGGUACUUACAGUCUGAAUUUCGUAAUAACCCUUUCCCAGAGUGAUAAGGUUGUAUAGAAAAUGAGGUAGAUUAUUAAUACUACGAUUACAAAUAGUUUUCUAUGAAAUACUCCAUCAGUGUGUUAGACCUAAAUGAAACUUUAAAUUGUGUAUAUAACAUUGGUUUAAACCUAUCAAGUUUAGUUUGUACAUACGAAUAACAAUACUUGGAACACUACUUAAAAGAGUAAGACGCUACCCACUAGGCACUAUUGCACUAAAUUUGGGUACAUUUGUUGCCCAAACUGCUUUCAAAAUAUUUAAAGCAGAGCCCUGCAACAAUUACAAAACUCGAUACAAAGAAAAACACAUGUUCUCGAAACUCAAUUUUUGCAGUGAAGUUGUAGUAAUUAAAUUAGCUUGUUAACUCGACCAAUUUCAAGUACGUAUUGUUUGCACUGUAAAACACAAGUGGGUUGAAAACUAUUCAGCAUCGUUGUAACUAUUAAUAAUCUACCUCUGGGAUCCACACUGCGUACUAUAUAUUGUCUGUAUAGUUUCAAAUACGUUUUUAAA
Messenger RNA from Macrosteles quadrilineatus (aster leafhopper), 2933 nucleotides. Its product is annotated as 5-hydroxytryptamine receptor 2A-like. The transcript is spliced from 7 exons. The record is from RefSeq and is a predicted model, not a curated record. Gene Ontology annotation, cellular component: membrane; dendrite. The coding region runs from base 200 to 2068 and encodes 622 amino acids. Gene Ontology annotation, molecular function: neurotransmitter receptor activity; G protein-coupled serotonin receptor activity; serotonin binding. Lineage: Eukaryota; Metazoa; Arthropoda; Insecta; Hemiptera; Cicadellidae. Gene Ontology annotation, biological process: serotonin receptor signaling pathway; chemical synaptic transmission; G protein-coupled receptor signaling pathway, coupled to cyclic nucleotide second messenger.